Rhodofomes roseus is the source of this 882-nucleotide messenger RNA. RefSeq lists its product as uncharacterized. The record is from RefSeq and is a predicted model, not a curated record. Lineage: Eukaryota; Fungi; Basidiomycota; Agaricomycetes; Polyporales; Fomitopsidaceae. The coding region runs from base 1 to 882 and encodes 293 amino acids. The transcript has 2 exons.
AUGGCUUACUGCGACCGCUGCGAACGCUACUUUCCACACGACCGUGCGCUGGAGCAACACGAACAGAACUCAGGCAAUCACAACAUCUGCGACGUUUGCGACCGCGACUUCGAGACGUUCUACCAGCUGAAGCAGCACUGGGGCGCCUCUCCCAGGCACCACUACUGCCAGCACUGCGACGAGCACUUCGACGACGCGGACGAGCUGGUGGAGCACUACGAAGACGACCAUUACUACUGUGCGACCUGUCGCAAGAUCUUCAACUCUGCGCUCGGUUUGCACGAACAUAACCGCCAGUCGCACCACUACUGCCCCGACUGCCGCCGGCUCUUCCAGAAUGAGAACAACCUCCGCAACCACCUACGUUCUGGCGCCCACGCCGCUGCGAAUAUCCCCUGCCCGGGCAGGGACUGUGGCAGGAUGUUCGUCAGCGCCGCCGCACUCGUCCUUCACCUCGAAUCCGGAACCUGCCCCUCCCGUGUCACGCGCGACCAGGUCAACCGCGCAGUCGCGCAGUUCGACAGGGAGAACGUCAUCACCAACCCUGCGAGGAUGAUCGCGUAUGGCGAGGGCGGCUCCGGGCGGUCGACGACGACUUGGGCGACGGACCUUGCGUGGAACGGGAGCGCGUUCGAGUGCUUCCUGUGCCACCGCGAAUACCGCUCCCUGCAGGCACUCAACCAGCACCUCGCGAGCCCCGCGCACGAGGAGAGGAUGUACCGCUGCCCGCGCGGGUACUCGGGCUGCGGCGCGGAGUUUUCGACGCUGAGCGCGCUGUGUCAGCAUGUCGAGAGCGAACGGUGCGACAUUCGCAGGUUCAACAGCCAGAUGCAGAACUACCUCGGUGACCUAACGAGCAACAUGAGACGACUGGCCUGGUGA